GAGAAUGGCCUAAUCACUGAAGACAAGGCGACCACUACGCUCGUUUCUCAGUGAAAAAUGACUGGAAGGAACCAGCACAAUGGUUUCCAGUUUGCAACGGCAGUGCAGCCAGCCACAGGUGCUUACAUGUCUGCUUUUGGGAACAACUCCGAGACUGAAUACUCAGAGGAGGAUGGAGAGGCAUUUGAACUGCGUUCCAGGGGAAGAGAUCGGCAUCACAGGAGCACAUCUAGAGAUCGCAAGGACGACAUCGUGUACUUGAUAAGGGAGAUUAAAGAGGGAGACACGCUUAUCAGUAUUUCUCUGCAAUAUUUCUGUACUGUUGCAGACAUUAAGCGGGCCAACAACCUUCUGACCGAGCAAGACUUCUUUGCGCUGCGCUCUCUAAGAAUCCCUGUGAGAAAAUUCAGCUCUUUCACAGAAACCCACAACACAGCUCCCCACAAGAGCAGCUCACCCAGUGGCACUUGCAGAAUCACAGAGACGCCAGUUUCGGGAGCUUCCUUGGACUCUACAUCCUCUUCCUCAUCUGCGGACAGCGUGGAGUGCUUCCUGCAAGAAAAGGACAAAGACAUUCAACAACUCGUCAAGUCUUCUGCCCCUUCCAGGAACAGCCUGAGUGAGGUGGUGUCUUCUCUGGAACAGCCUCUUUUGGGGGACGCCGAGCGCAGACCAGCCAUUAAGAAAGACCCGUACUAUGGGGCCGACUGGGGGAUGAGAUGGUGGACUGCAGUGGCCAUCAUGUUGGUCGUGGGCAUUGUUACGCCAGUUUUUUACCUGUUAUACUAUGAAGUUUUGAUGAAAGCAGAUGUUAGCCACCACACUACCAUAGACUCGAUCAGGCCUGGACCAACGCAGCCAGCCAUCGCUGAGCCUCUAGUUUUACCACAGGCCAAUGCUGCUCCUCACCAAGACUCUCACCUACUUCCUGUUAUUGAACAGCAGCAUCAUGUGAAGCACCAAGAGGAAACAUAAAGGUGCAUUUUGUAAAUUUAUAGAAGGUUUAAGCUGAAUAUUUUAAAUUGAACUCAAAUGGAUAAGUGGAUCAAGUAAUUCCAGUCCUAUUGGCAUUUUUUCCUAGAUGCAUUUUGCACAGUUUGAUGCUGGUUUUGUUGUGGGUGUCACUCACAGGCCAGUGUAUAGCUCUGUACCUCUCUUAAGCUCAUAGUUUGCCUCAACGGCAAGCGGGUGAUAUUUUCUGUAAACACUUUUGCUGCCAUUGUUUGUCAGGGAAAUAAACUGUAAUUUAUUUUAGGAAAUGUAGAAUCCAGAUUCAGUAUUUCGACUGAUGGUAAUAAAGUUGCUGGUUUUAAAUGUUAAACCUUACUUGUGAAAGAAAAACAAGCAAACGUAAUGGAACCAUAAUGGCUUCCUGGUUUUCGUCAUGGUAGAGCACAGGAAUGAUCUGUGAAAUAUUCCCACAUGUGCUCGGUUCAUUUUAAGUAGGAGAAAGAGAGAUGUGAACAUUUCUAUGAAACGUGGAGUACGGUGAUUGAUUUUUUUGGAAAAAAACAAAGUACGUGCCUUCAUCCUGUAGACUGUAGAGGCAGGUUGAAAAUAAAGAAACUAUAUUUUAGUAUC
This is a messenger RNA of Danio rerio (zebrafish), 1581 nucleotides long. RefSeq names its product LysM, putative peptidoglycan-binding, domain containing 3 (gene lysmd3). NCBI's taxonomy places the organism in Eukaryota, Metazoa, Chordata, Actinopteri, Cypriniformes, Danionidae. Gene Ontology annotation, cellular component: Golgi apparatus; plasma membrane. The record is from RefSeq and is marked provisional.